AUGGCCUUCCGAUAUGAGGAGUUUACGUCACAACUUCUGUAUUCUCUCUUUCAGAGAUAUAAGCUCGAUGUGGAUCCUGGAAGAAUCCGACGCGAUAGAUUGCGGGAAGUCCGUGAUGAAAAAAUAGCCAACGAUGAAACCAGGUUAAAGUGUAUCGAAAAGCAACUUCCUGGCGAAGAAUCGAAGAAAACCGACAUUAAGAAGAGGCUUGACGAAGCUAAUACGCUUUCCAUUCGCCUUCGAGCGCGUAAAGAUGGUCAAAAAGGGCAGCCAACCCAAAUAGACGAUGAUAUAGAACAAAACCGUAUCAAGCUAAAAGGACUUCAAGAGGAGCUAAAAAGACAGUCCGAUAUCGUUGCUAAGAUAUUGGAUGAACAGACCAGAAUAAGGAAGCGUUUGGAUGAAGAGACAAAGAAGGACGAAGCCCUUUGUAUCUACCUUAGUGCUUCCAUUGAUGACGACCAAUAUCAAAAGCUAGAUUUUGAUGAGGUGCUCACUAGCUUGAUUGGGCCGGAGACAAAAACUACCAGAACGAUCACUGACCUUUGGAAUAUCUUAAAGAGAAGUGGUAAAAUAGAGAUUGCCGAUUACGAUUGCCUAAGUGGGUGGCUGAUAUACUUUAGUGAUAUAUUUGAUGCGAGCCACAUGAUAGAUGAAAUAAACGAAACAGAAGAUGCCAUUUUGGACCCAUACGACACAAAGGAGAAGCGAAGCUUUUCGGAUUAUCAAAAGAGAAAUAAGGAUGUCCUCGGUAGAGGUGGUUUCGGCACAGUUCACUUGUACCAACAUAACAUGGAGGAGGAACAGAUCGCGGUCAAGGAAAUAACUUUCCAACCAAAUGAAACAACCAAGGAAGAUAAAGACUUUGAGGUUGAGGUGAGAAUAAUGCGCGAGCUCAGUCGAUUCGACCAUCCGAAUAUCGUUCGGUAUUUCUUUGAGCAUAUUGAUGUGGAUUCCGGCAAGUUUUACAUUGGAAUGGAAUAUAUGACCGGGGGAUCUUUGGCAGGGAAGAUUAAAAAAACACCUCUUCCUGAAGAUAACCUAAGGAACUACACGCAUCAGAUACUCUGUGGCGUUAAGUUCCUCCAUGAGAAGCACAUAGCCCAUCGGGAUAUCAAACCCGCCAACGUCCUUUUGAGCCUCGACAACCCCAUUAUCAAACUGGCGGACUUCGGAAUCUCGAGGAAGCUCGAAGCCAGUCGCCUGACCCAUGGAGCAACAACAACUGGUAUAGGAACAGUUCAGUACAUGUCACCGGAGGCAACAAGGGGUGAGGACGACGAGAAAAAGGGAUAUGGCUUAAAGACAGAUAUCUGGAGCGUUGGCUGUGUUGUGUUGGAAAUGGCCAAGGGAACUCGUCCAUGGAGUGAGUCUAGAAAUGCAGGAAAUCUGACGUUUAGGAUUGGAAAUGGUGAGGCUCCUCCCGUUGCUGAAAAUGUUCCUGGUGAUGUGAAAGAUUUCCUCAAGAAGACCUUCAUUUUGGUCCCUAAAGAUCGACCAUCUGCCGAUGACCUUCUCGAAGAUAAGUUGCGUAAGUUACACUAUCAUGUUGAAACUUAUUUGGUCGUCUCACACGGUAAGAAUUACAAGUACAAUCCUAAUGACAUAGACAAAGCGACUGAAGUCAGGAAAACUCUAAAACGGGUAUAA
This is a messenger RNA of Lineus longissimus, 1650 nucleotides long. RefSeq lists its product as uncharacterized. The record is from RefSeq and is a predicted model, not a curated record. The transcript is spliced from 11 exons. Gene Ontology annotation, molecular function: ATP binding; protein kinase activity. Bases 1 to 1650 code for a protein of 549 amino acids. Lineage: Eukaryota; Metazoa; Nemertea; Pilidiophora; Heteronemertea; Lineidae. Gene Ontology annotation, biological process: protein phosphorylation.